Hypomesus transpacificus is the source of this 2289-nucleotide messenger RNA. It is a transcript of the gene mapk14b, whose product is annotated as mitogen-activated protein kinase 14b. The record is from RefSeq and is a predicted model, not a curated record. Lineage: Eukaryota; Metazoa; Chordata; Actinopteri; Osmeriformes; Osmeridae. Gene Ontology annotation, molecular function: ATP binding; MAP kinase activity. Gene Ontology annotation, cellular component: nucleus; cytoplasm. The transcript is spliced from 12 exons. Gene Ontology annotation, biological process: p38MAPK cascade; protein phosphorylation. The coding region runs from base 312 to 1397 and encodes 361 amino acids.
CGUCUGUCCAUGUUUCCUCCAGUCAGAACAAACAAGAUAUGUCUCCAUGAACGUCGGGAAAAUCUACAGCAGUUGACCGCCUGUCUAGAGAUAUUUACUCUAAAUGCACAUCAUAGACAACGUGCAACAAUUAAGAUUAGCAUGACCAAAAUUAGCAUGGAUGUGCAAAACCACAUCUACGUAUUUGAGUAACUAUAGUAUUGGAGUUUGGUUGUAUCGUUUUUUAGUUUCUAAAGGGGCAUCACCACGCUGAAGAGAUCAGAAGUUUCGGCUGGUUUGUUUUUCUAUGCGGGACUGGUCUUUCUGCAGGAAUGUCGCAGAUGGAAAGACCCACUUUUUAUCGACAGGAGGUCAACAAAACGAUAUGGGAGGUCCCGGUGCGGUACGAGAACCUGUCUCCGGUUGGUUCCGGUGCUUACGGAUCUGUAUGCUCGUCGUACGACACCAAGACUGGUCUCAAGAUCGCCGUGAAGAAGCUGUCCCGGCCGUUCCAGUCCAUCAUCCACGCCAAGAGGACCUACAGAGAGCUGAGGCUGCUGAAACACAUGAAGCACGAGAAUGUGAUUGGUCUACUGGAUGUCUUCACCCCUGCCACCUGUCUAGAGGAGUUUAAUGACGUGUACCUGGUGACCCACCUGAUGGGGGCGGACCUCAACAACAUCGUUAAGUGUCAGAAGCUGACUGACGACCAUGUCCAGUUCCUCAUCUACCAGAUUCUGCGGGGGUUAAAGUACAUUCACUCGGCAGAUAUCAUACAUAGGGACCUCAAGCCCAGUAACCUGGCUGUGAACGAGGACUGCGAACUCAAGAUCCUGGACUUUGGUUUGGCACGACACACAGACGACGAGAUGACUGGCUAUGUAGCCACACGGUGGUACCGCGCCCCGGAGAUCAUGCUCAACUGGAUGCACUACAACAUGACAGUGGAUAUCUGGUCAGUGGGCUGCAUCAUGGCAGAGCUGCUUACAGGACGGACUCUCUUCCCCGGCACCGACCAUAUAAACCAGCUGCAGCAGAUCAUGCGUCUGACCGGCACGCCUCCGGCCUCCCUCAUCAGCAGGAUGCCCAGCCACGAGGCCAGAAACUACAUUAACUCCCUUCCACAAAUGCCCAAGAGAAACUUUGCUGAUGUGUUCAUUGGUGCCAACCCGCUAGCGGUGGACCUGCUGGAGAAGAUGCUGGUUCUGGACACUGACAAGAGGAUCACAGCGGCCGAAGCUCUGGCCCACCCCUACUUCUCCCAGUACCAUGACCCGGACGACGAGCCCGAAGCCGAGCCCUACGACCAGAGCUUUGAAAGCCGCGAGCUGGAGAUAGAGGAGUGGAAAAGGUUGACCUACGAGGAAGUGAUCAGCUUCGAGCCGCAGGUGUAUGACACGGACGAGAUGGAGUCUUGAAUGAGAGGAGCCACCUCUAGACACGCCCCUCCUGCUUAAAGCUGCGUGAGGCAAUCAAUCAACUUACUGGACUUUUACACAAACAAGACAAACCAAACCAGAGAAACCAUGACAUUCAAGUGCCUGUUGGUGUUCAUGUCAGGGUGGAAGGGACCACAGCAUCUUUCUGCUCUGCUGGGAGCCUGGACACGUGUUUGAUCUACUUUGUUUUCUGAUGUGUUUUUUCACUUUCUAAGACAGCACAAAGUUCUAAGACAGCACAAAGUUCUAAGACAGCACAACGUUCUAAGACAGCGCAACGUUCUACACAAAGUACCUUAGUAAAGAACGGUACUCCAAUCUUGUUUUUUUAAACCCUCAAAAGAUCCUAGGGUUAGACCCUAACCCUAUCCAGCUCCCUGCUUGGAACAGUUAUUUAUGAUUUAUUUUCUAGUUUGGAUCUUUCUUGAGAGUUGACCUCCUUUUGAAAGAACAUUCGUUGAAAUACCCUCCGCUCUUUUCUUACCUAACUUAGGCUUGCUCAGUAGAACCGAGCAGUGUUUUCUUUAUUGCCAUUGUCUAGAAUAUUUAAAGAUACAGUAUAUAAUAUAUAUAUGGCUGUGUUCACAAAAUGAAUGAUCAUGUGCACCAAUUAUACUGGCCAUUUCUAUACAGAAUAAUAUACUUUAUAUACCCUCCCCCAGCACACAGUUUUGAAUGUCACCCCUUAGUGACAUAAAGACUUGCAGGAUGAUUCCAGAAUCCAACAAAUCCAAAUCUGUGAAUAAGUGUACAAAUCUGACUAGUAUAAGAGGAUCAAUACGUCCUAAGAUGGAGAAUGUACAUUUUGCAGGUUGUCUAUUCACUUAUUUGACCAAUUCCUUAAAUCCAUGCUUUCACUCCUCUGUAAAAG